UUAUAAAUAAAAUGUUCAAACACCCACACUAGAAAAAAUCGUAUCUUUUGUUUGACAACAAAAGUAAAAGAAAUCUUAUAAUUUGUGAAAUUACAAUUUUUGAAAACGUCACAAUUAUGAUAGUGAUAUCAAAUUUUGAGAGUUGAAUAAACUUUCAUUUCAAGUUCGGUUUUUAUAUUGUAAAAACAAAAAUAUUUCUGGAUAGAAAAUAUUUUCAUAUAACUACAAAGAAUGGCUCGAAUGUCUCAUUCUUCCUCAUUGAAAAGUAAUAAAUUCUACACCAGCACCGACAAAGCCGGAUCAUCGUCUUCUUCAACAGGCGAAUUUAAUUUUGGUGACAACAUAAAUCAAUGGAAAAAAUAUCUGGAAGUUGAUGAAUUUGUUGGUGCAAGAAGAUCAAAGCAUACUGUCGUUUCAUACAAAGAUGCAAUUUAUGUAUUUGGAGGUGACAAUGGUAAACAAAUGCUUAAUGAUUUGAUACGAUUUGAUGUGAAGGAAAAAUCAUGGGGAAGAGCAUUUUCAAGUGGAUUGCCACCAGCUCCUCGUUAUCAUCACUCCGCUGUUGUGUAUGAGAAAAGCAUGUUCAUCUUUGGUGGCUACACGGGAGAUAUUUUCUCAAACUCAAAUCUGACAAACAAGAACGAUUUAUUCGAGUAUAAAUUUCAAAAUGGUCAAUGGAUUGAAUGGAAGUAUGUUGGAACAAAGUUUCCAGUUCCUCGAUCGGCUCAUGGGUCGGCUGUUUACAAUGGACAUUUAUGGAUCUAUGCAGGAUAUGACGGCAAUGUGAGAUUAAAUGACAUGUGGAGAAUUCCCUUAAAUGGAGGCCCUAAAGAGUGGGAAGAAAUUAAGCAGCUUGGUGAAGUACCGCCAACUUGUUGUAAUUUUCCAGUUGCUGUUGCGCGUGGGUGUAUGUAUGUCUUUUCUGGUCAAUCGGGUCUUCAAAUUACUAAUAAUCUGUACGAGUUUAACUUUGAAGACAGAACAUGGCGAAGAAUUUCCAACGAACACAUUCUCAGAGGAGGUUUACCGCCGUCACGGCGCUAUGGACAUACAAUGGUGUCACAUGAUCGUUUUCUUUAUGUAUUUGGAGGUGCUGCUGACUCAACGUUGCCAAAUGACAUUCAUUGUUAUGAUUUGGAUUCCCAUGUUUGGUCAGUGAUUAUACCAGCAGCAGAUUCGCAAUGUCCUUCCGGUAGAUUGUUUCACGCUGCAGCUGUUAUUAAUGAUUCAAUGUAUGUGUUUGGUGGAACAAUUGAGUCAGGUGGAAUGAAUGUUAGGAGUGGUGACAUGUAUAAAUUUCAAUUCUCAUCGUAUCCAAAAUGUACUCUCUCUGAAGAUUAUGGAAAAUUUUUAUUAACCAAACAGUUUUGUGAUGUCGUAUUUAUCGUGAGUUCGAAUGAAACCAAAAUUCCCGCUCAUAUUGCAAUUGUAGCUGCAAGAUCGCAUUAUUUGAAAUCAAAGAUUUUACUUGCUAAGGAAUCGAGAAAAAUUCAUUUUGAAAAGCUUUUUGGCACAACCGAUGUUCAGUUGACAACGGAGCUACCUCAACUUGAAGUUAAACUUCCAAACGUCCAAGCAGAAGCAUUUGAAAUGGUUCUCUAUUACAUUUAUACUGAUAUCAUCGACUUUAAAGAUCCUUUUAACAAAAAGAUUGUUUCACUUAUGAUGGACGUUUAUCUGCUUGCACAACAGUUCAACAUUCCACGUUUGGAGCAAUUAUGUAUGCAAUAUCUUGAAUUUAAAAUUGCUAAAUCAAAUGUUCUUGGAGCUCUCUUCAAUUCUGAUAAGUUGAAUCUUCAAUCUAUAAAAGAUUAUUGUCUGAAUUUCAUUGUUAAAGAAGAUCAUUAUUAUGAUAUUGUAAUGAGUUCUGAUUUUGCGACACUCGAGAAAUCUUUGAUUGUUGAAGUUGUACGAAAGAAGUUGAAUCCUAGCAAGCAGUUAGUUGAUAGCAAGUUAGAUAAGUCUAUUGCGACAACUUUGGAAAGUGACAUGGCUGUCUUCCUUAAAUCAACAGGAAAACAGUUUUGCGAUAUUAAUCUUGUUCUUGACAAUGAUGUCAUUCCAGCACAUAAAGCAAUUCUUGCAGCACGUUGUUCAUACUUUCAAGCAAUGUUUCGAUCAUUUAACCCCGCUGACAACAUUGUUACGAUUCAAAUUGGUGAUGUGAAGCCAAGUAUGGAAUCGUUUUAUUCACUUUUGAGAUACAUUUAUUAUGGAGAGACGAAAAUGCCAACGGAAGACUCCUUGUAUCUAUUUCAAGCUCCCUGCUUCUACGGAUUCACUAACAACAGACUUCAAGCCUUUUGCAAACAUAAUCUUGAGAAUAAUAUAAAUUUUGAGAAUGUUUUACAAAUCCUUGAAGCAUCAGACAAAAUGAAUGUUCCUGAUAUUAAAAAUUAUGCGCUUCAAUUAAUUGUUCAUGAUUUUUCUCUUGUCGCAAGAUUACCAAAAAUGAAACUUUUAAGUCGCGAACUUUUACUUGACAUCAUCAAUUCGAUGGCUGACAUUCUCGGUGAAUCGAGAGUCAAUCAAGAUCUUAUAUCAACAAUUAGCAUUCAUAGUGAUAUUUGAAAAUUAGUUUUUCUCCAACCUAUCCUUAGCAUUCUCAUGGCUUGGGUCAACAGUGAUGACACAAUGAUGAAUGCUUCAAAUAUAAAUUAAUUAAAUGAAUAAAAAAAAUUAUUUUAAUGAUGAUUUUUGUUAAGUUAUGACUGAAAAAAAUGAAAAAAAUCUUUUUUAUCCAAUUUGACAAACUCUUGUGGCAAAGAAUCGAAAGUUGAUGUUUUAAAGAAAUUGUAACAAUGUUAACUAGAAAUCAUAUUUAAUCUUUAUCAAUGUUACUUUUAAUUUUCACCUUAACAAACAUAGAAUGCACAAAACGUAGUUUUCAAUUGAAAUCUAAUAUAAAAUAUCGUUGAAGAACUUUGAAAUUUAAAAAGGAAAUCUAAAAUUACAAUUUAUUGAUGUUGUAGAAACAGAAAUAAAACAGAAUAUGUGAAUUGCA
Clunio marinus is the source of this 3004-nucleotide messenger RNA. Lineage: Eukaryota; Metazoa; Arthropoda; Insecta; Diptera; Chironomidae. The record is from the annotation of a GenBank genome assembly.